CUGGCUUUACUCUGUUGUGGAAGCCAUUUUGGGAUUUUCCUAGUAGUAAUUGUGAGUCAAGCUCGUAACUUUUGUCUAUUCCCACGAAGCUCGCGGAACUCGGACCUGGUGUUUGGAUACACGGUUGUUUCUGUUUUUAUUUUUAUGUGUCCAUCGAGAUGCGGCGCACAUUUUGCGCAUCCUUGAACUGGAUUGUCAUUUCUGAACUGGACUACCUUCAAAACAACAAGAGAUUGUAGAAACUGAUGGUCAAACUGAUCGGAUAAAGAGGUGGAAAAGAUUUUCUCUGGAUGUUCAGCCUGUCUCUUGGAUACUGGAGAGUGGUUUUCUGGAUCUCCUCUGGUUUUGAGAAUGUCAAGACAUGCAGUUAGAGGAAAGCGUGCUCAGCGAAUUACCAUGGAUUUUUCCCGUCUGCACACAUAUACUCCUCCUCAGUGUACUCCGGAUAACACGGGAUAUACCUAUUCACUCAGCUCAAGUUACUCAACCGCAGCCCUUGAGUUUGAGAAGGAGCAUCAAAUCAAUCCCGUGUACGACUCUCCCAGAAUGUCUCGCCGUAGUUUGAGACUACAGACCAGCAGUGGUUUUUAUGGUGACAACAGCCUCACUGAGCGCACAGGCGUUCACAAUGUCGGCUCCUACAAGCAGGCCAGCACCAGCACCAGCAGCAGCAGCGUCAGCAGGUCUGUGCAGAGCAGGAGGCAGCAGCAGCAGGGCUCAUCGGUGUACGAGUCUGAGAGCGUGUCUCAGAGCGUGACUCAGACUCCUCAGACAGACCAGACCCUGUCAGACCUGAGUUUCACCAGUACAGCCAGUGAUGCAUCUCUGAUCUCCAGCCUGCUGGAUCAGUCCACACUCAGACAGAGCUCCAAGACACACACAUACUCUGCACGGAGAAGAAGAACUGCUCACAGCUCUCUGUUGGAGAAUGGAGACAUCAGUAAAACAGAGGCGCACACUAAUCUGGCUAACGGCUAUAUUUGUAAGAACUGCUCAUUCCACUCAGACGGGAAGGAGGACGAAACGGCAUAUUCCUUACCGUUCUCGACAUCUGUGUCUUCAGCGUAUCAGACAGCUGCAGACGCCACUAUGACCACUUCUCUGAACAGUGUUGACAAGACAGCUCACGACAGCUACUGUGGCAGUGUGAAUGUGCGAGACCUGGUGACCGCAGACAGCCAUCUCAAUCUCAACGGCUCACUCUGUGAUGACUGUAAAGGAAAACAGCACAUGGAAAUGCACACGGAGCACAAACGCUAUUCCUACACCCACCAUGUAUACGCAGCCUUGUGGGCCCUUGUUUCUUACACAGGAUACGGGCUUCUGCGGGUUUGCCAAGGUUUCGGCUCAGCCGGUGCGUUUGUGACCCGGAAGCUGAAGUCCAUUCUGUGGUUGGCAGUGUGUUCUCCAGGGAAAGCAGCGACCGGCGCCUUCUGGUGGCUGGGAACAGGAUGGUAUCAGCUGGUCGCACUCAUGUCUCUGAUCAAUGUCUUUCUUCUCACCAGGUGUCUGCCCAAACUACUGAAGCUUCUUCUGUUUCUGCUACCCUUACUGCUGCUGUUUGGAUUAUGGUACCUCGGUCCGCCCAUCGCUCUGUCCUUCCUUCCAGCUGUAAACCUCACAGAGUGGAAAACAGCAGUCACUUCUUUCCCAUCACUUCCUCCACUCCCUUCUCUCCCAUCUCUUCCCUCUUUACCCGCAUUACCUUCUUUCACAAAAGAACCACUUGCUAAAGAACAAUACAUCUCUCCCUCGGUGAUCUCAAAGGCUGCGUCAGAGUCCAUUAACGGCGAGCGUUUGGCUCGGCUGGAGCAGCGUGUGGCGGCGCUGUGGGAAAGCAUCCAGCAGGGGGAGCUGAGGGCUAAACAGCAGCAUGAGGAGGCCGUGGGUUUGGUUCAGACCCUUGAGGAUCAGAUAAACACACAGACAGACAGAGAGAGUCUCAGCCUGUGGGUCUCUCAGCUCCUGGAACCCAAGUUCACCGCGCUCAAAGGAGAGAUGGAGAGAGUAGCGGUCAGCAGGGCAGAGACUGAGGAACAGCGUGUGCAGCAUCAGACGAGUCUUGAAGAUCGACUAGCCGAGCUGGAGCUCCUGCUGAAGAACCUGAACUCUAGAACUGAGGAAAUCCAUCUAACACAGCAGGCUCCAGUACAGGCUCCUGUCAGUGUUGGAGUCUCUCAGGAGAAGCAUGAUGCUUUGCUCACUGAGGUUCAGAGGCUGGAAGCAGAGCUGGGCCGCAUCAGAGGAGACCUGCAAGGAGUGAUGGGAUGUAAAGGCAAAUGCGACCGACUCGACACCAUACAUGAAACUGUGUCAGCGCAGGUGAAGGAGCAGUUGUACGCUCUGUUGUACGGUCGUGACGGAGGUGAAGCAGAGAUUCCUGAGCCGCUGCUGCCCUGGCUGGCAUCUCAGUACACACACUCCUCUGACCUCACCGCAACCCUCAUGACCCUGGAGCGCAGCAUUCUGGGAAAUCUGUCCCUGCAGCUGCAGGAGAGCAAACAGCAGCAGUUCUCAGCUGAAACGGUUACUCAGACCGUCGCCCACACCGCCGGGGCUGCUGGGAUGUCAGAGGAGCAAGUCCAGCUGAUUGUCCAGCGUGCGCUGAAGCUGUACUCUGAGGAUCGCACCGGACAGGUGGACUACGCUCUGGAGUCUGGAGGUGGCAGUAUCCUCAGCACACGCUGUUCUGAGACGUACGAGACUAAAACCGCACUGAUGAGCCUGUUUGGAAUCCCGCUGUGGUACUUCUCACAGUCGCCUCGGGUCGUCAUCCAGCCGGACAUGUACCCAGGAAACUGCUGGGCGUUUAAAGGCUCCCAAGGUUAUCUGGUGAUCAGGCUCUCUUUAAGCGUGAUCCCUACCUCCUUCUGCCUGGAGCAUAUUCCCAAAAGCCUCUCUCCUUCUGGAAACAUCAGCAGUGCACCACGCCGAUUCUCUGUCUAUGGAUUGGAUGAUGAAUACCAGGAGGAAGGGAAACUGCUGGGUGACUACACCUAUCAAGAAGAUGGAGAAUCACUCCAGAUCUUCCCAGUUAUGGAGAAGAACGACAAGGCCUUUCAGAUCAUUGAGAUGCGAGUGCUGUCAAACUGGGGUCAUCCCGAAUACACCUGCCUGUAUCGCUUCAGAGUUCACGGCAAACCUCACACUCCGUAAUCAGGCCCGCUGUACAUUACUAUAUAACCCUUUAUGUACAUACAGGAAACGCUCGGACUUUGACGCAGCACGGACGAAACUGGGCUUGCUAGACACAUUUUCAAGACUUUAAUAUGAAUGAUGGCCGAAACAGAGUUAGAAGGAGCACAGCGGGAAAGAGCAAUGCGUUUAAGCUAAGGAUUCCCACUCAUUUCCUUCCCAAGUCCCUGUUCUUGCACUGAUUCAUGACCUUGCGGCUGGGCCCUGUGUUACACUCCUGCCCCAUACGCUCUCACCCGUAGAGGUAUCUGUGCCUUCAGACAGAACACGCUUCUCUCAUUCUGUGUACAUUGUUUUUUUUCCCUUUGUUUUCUGAAUGUACAGAGAGGAGUGAAGUUCAGGAAGCUGGACUUCAGCCUCGUUCACUGGUCACUGUGGGCAUCUGCUAUCAGAGGGAGAGUAUUUGGUAGUUUAUAAAAACCUUUACAACCACUAAACCAGUUAAUCUCACAAAACCUGAUGAGAAUAUGUCUGGGUCAUGUUUUACCCCAAAUCAUUUUCUAAAUUAGUCCUACUUUAGGGCUACUAUGAUUUUUUGCAUUGUGACAUUUUCUUCAAGAAUAAGCAUUUUUCCUCAAAAAAAAAAAGUCUCAUUAAGAUGAGCUUUCUCAUUGCUGUAAUGCAAAAAAAAAAAAAAUUAUUAUUUAAACCUUUUUUUUUUUUGACAUGAUUGCAUUUGUUCUGCUCCUUUUUAACUUGUGCUCAUUUGAAUGUUUUUUUUUUUUUUAUUAUUAUUGUAAUACAUUUAAAAAAAUAUUGUAAUACAGAAAUGUUGUGAUAUUAUUGAGAGUGGAAAUACUUUAAUAAUUUUAAAUGUAUUUGUUAUUUUUAUAGGGUGGAAUAUGACCCAGGCAAGUUUUCACCCAACAGGCACUUCUUUUCAUGUUUUUCUUUUUUUGUUGUUGUUGUUGUUGUUUUUUUUAAAUAUACAUUUAAGAAAUAAACUCAUAACAGCCAUAAAUUUCAAGAGACACUGGCUUGACCUCAGAUGGUUUCUCUAGAGAAAGGAAUGGACUGGAUGUGAGCAUGUGGACUGAUAUGUGUACAUUUUAACAAAACUGGACAUAAAACACUCACUUGUUUGUUUCUCUCAUCAGUAGUCAUAUCACAGUCAAGAUUCGCUGCAGGAAUGUAACUUAUUGUAAUUAGACCUUUUUAUUGGACUUAUAUCAGUGUUUAUUUUACAUAAAGAGGUGCGCCCUGUCAUCUUUUUCCUUUUUUUUUUUUUUUUUUUGUUAAGCAUUUUAGUUCAAGUAGACAAUGCACUGUUAUGUCUUUAUAAAGGAAAUGUAAGUUGCACAAGUCCUAUGUGAUUCGUUGGAUAUGUUUGAAAAGUCAGGGGUUUGUUUAUUGAACUGUGUCGUCAACACUGUGUUGACCUAAAAGAGUCUUUUGUAAAAUACUAUUGAUUUGUUCAUGACUAUUUAUUUUAUGGAAAUUUAGCUAAGAGAUAGGACUUUGUGCAGUGUGUUUUUGUAAAAUGCUUUUCAGUGCAUAUUGGUCUGUUUAUAUUUAGUUUUUUUUGUUUAUUUGUUGUUAUGAAAUGGCUACAGUACUAUGAAUUGUACCAGUAAAGAAUUUUAAUUUUGAUGGUA
Messenger RNA from Onychostoma macrolepis, 4790 nucleotides. It is a transcript of the gene sun1b, whose product is annotated as Sad1 and UNC84 domain containing 1b. Gene Ontology annotation, cellular component: nuclear envelope; meiotic nuclear membrane microtubule tethering complex. Lineage: Eukaryota; Metazoa; Chordata; Actinopteri; Cypriniformes; Cyprinidae. Gene Ontology annotation, molecular function: protein-membrane adaptor activity. The record is from RefSeq and is a predicted model, not a curated record. The transcript is spliced from 22 exons. The coding region runs from base 352 to 3156 and encodes 934 amino acids. Gene Ontology annotation, biological process: nuclear envelope organization.